Molecule: messenger RNA, 971 nt
Organism: Paramormyrops kingsleyae
Lineage: Eukaryota; Metazoa; Chordata; Actinopteri; Osteoglossiformes; Mormyridae
Gene: prss1
Product: serine protease 1
Biological process (GO): proteolysis
Molecular function (GO): serine-type endopeptidase activity
Source: RefSeq, a predicted model, not a curated record
UCUGAAUCAAGAUUAAAUUAAAAUGGCAUGAAGGGACGGCAGCCAACCCACUCCAUGUGUACAGUGGCGUGCAGCGGUCGGGGACAUGGAUGUGUGGGGUGAAAUGUCAUUUUCUUUAUCAGUUGCUGCCCCGUUGGAGGAUGAUGAUGACAAGAUUGUCGGAGGGUAUGUGUGCAAAAAGAAUUCUGUGCCGUACCAGGUAUCUCUGAACAUCGGCUACCAUUUCUGUGGAGGAUCCCUGAUCACCAGCCAAUGGGUUGUUUCUGCAGCUCACUGCUACCAGUCCCGCAUUGAGGUGCGCCUUGGCGAACACGACAUCGCAGUCAACGAGGGCAAUGAGCAGUUCAUCAGCUCUCAGAAGAUCAUCAGAAACCCGAAUUACAGCAGCUCUACUCUGAAUAAUGACAUUAUGCUGAUCAAGCUGAGCAAACCUGCCACUCUGACCAGCUACGUGAAGACCGUGGCCCUGCCCAGCAGCUGUGCUCCUGCUGGCACCAUGUGCCUCAUCUCCGGCUGGGGAAACACCCUGAGCAGCGGCUCAAACUACCCCGAUACUCUGAGGUGCCUGGAUGCUCCCAUCCUUAGUGACACCAGCUGCAAAAAUGCCUAUCCUGGUCAAAUCACUACCAACAUGUUCUGUGCCGGCUACCUGGAGGGAGGCAAGGACUCCUGCCAGGGUGACUCCGGCGGGCCUGUGGUAUGCAACGGCCAGCUCCAGGGCAUAGUGUCUUGGGGAUAUGGCUGUGCUCAGAAGAACAAACCUGGUGUCUACACCAAAGUCUGCAACUACAACAGCUGGAUUCAAAAUACUAUUGCAUCCAACUAAACCAACCAUCUGCUUUCCUAGACUGACAGCAAAGAUAUGGAAAAGCUAACAAGUUACAUGGCAAAGAAUGCCAUGAUUUUAAUAGCAACCUCACUAUGGGAACAGUGUAGUUUUCACAAAUAAAGAGGUCUGUAGUUAUGCUGUA